Molecule: messenger RNA, 3528 nt
Organism: Acanthoscelides obtectus
Lineage: Eukaryota; Metazoa; Arthropoda; Insecta; Coleoptera; Chrysomelidae
Source: the annotation of a GenBank genome assembly
GUAUAUACUUGCGUUUGGUGUUGGAAACGUCAUUUUGUACAUAUUUGCAGUCAUAUUUUUUUAAAUAGGCUUUGUGAUUUUCAGCAGUGGAGUGGUAGUUGUAGAUUCGUUGUUUGAAGGACACCAGAGGCAAAAAAUACUUUUAGUACUUUUAGCAUGGUGACCAUUUUAAACGUCGAAUCAAAUCAAAGCUCAAAGCUCGCUUUACGCGUUAACAUUUACUUUACGUUGUUUGGUUCUGUACAUAACCACAUACAGAAAAAAACCUUUUCCAAUUUUAUUGCUUUAAAAGCGAGUAGAAUUUGUACAUAUGUACACAUUUUCAGGUAAGUACAUCAUAGAUUCUCGAAAAAAUAUUGUCUAAUAAAUAUUGGAUGCGCCAAAACUAAAGUAAGACACCUGCGUCAUAAAGCAUUUAUUCAGCAGACCUUCAUCUCACCUCCAUAAGACCGAUCUUCUUAUGAUUCCAAUCCGAUCGAAACAAAUUAAAGCUAAGUGCAGGCAUGAAUUUCGAAAGUAUCACAUCGAAGGUAAGACAUUUCAUGGAAUAAUUAUUAUGUUGUUACUAACACAUUCUGCAACCACAUUAAACUAAACUUCGAAUUAAACGAUGCUUGAUCAACAUAUUUUUCAUCUGCACUUUUAACGUUUCCUGUUAGCUAACUCACUACUCUGUGAAAUUAACAUCACUACUACUUCUUACUAUUGAUUAUCUUUGCAACAAAAAUUUUGUAACAAUUUUCAUUUGAUUUCAAAACAAUGAAAGAAAAAUCGGGUUCAAUGCUAGAACAUGUGCUUAAGAAAAAAUUGAUGUAAAAUAAUAUUACGAAAUGAUGUACAAACAUUUUGUUUAUAUGCUUAAUUGUAAAUAUCAUUGAUGAAAGUAGAAUAGUUUAGAACUUAAUGUCCCGUUCCAUGCUGCUAUGUUUUUAUCAGAAGAAAUAAGGUAUGCUGCUUUUGGUCUACACAUUUACUAAGUCUGUGUAUACUAACUGCAACUGGUGUAAAGUCAUUAUCUAUAAUAUGUGGGGAUAAUUUUGUGUAUCUUUCUCGUAUGUGCUUUGAUUGUUGAUAGUGAUCGAGGUACCUUGGGUGAACUAAAAAAUUACUUAUUACUUAAUGUAUAGCCAGAUUACCAUAUCAAGCAAAAAGUAGAUUAUCUAUGUGAGAUACUUCUAUCACUAUCAGUAUUGUUACAGAAUACGCCAGGUCCUGAAACAAGCAUAACAUGACCAGCUUUUUUCUACUUGAGCUUGUCUACUAGUCAACCUGUUUGCCACUUUCCGUUCAAAAACAUCUGCUAUUUUUUUUUCAUUUAGAGAUGAAACAGUUGAAAUACACAGGAUCCAAUGUAUUAUGUAACAAUACCGCUAAGUUUAUAUAAUUUGAUUUGAAACUAAUAGUAGUCAAUAUUACAGGUACUCAAUCCUCUAGAUGCCAUAUGCGACAAGCCAAGGGUUGAAGCCAUUUGUGUGAGUCAAUUGCAAAAUGCUAAGAAGAUUGACGAAUCAAUCCUGCAAGAACGACCAGAUGUGAAGAUAUUCUUACCCUUCCGAUUUUUGUUCUACAAACCAGAAGAAUUGUUCAAGCCCAACACAUACAACAGAUUUUUAGCUGCGCCCGGAGGUGACCACGUAAUAAGUUUGAUAGACGAAAUCUCCUUCAAAUUUCCACCGUCUCCACCACUGUCUCAAUUGGAUGACCUUGACCAGGAUAUGUUCUGCAAUGGAGAUAACAGACCCCCAAAUUGCGGCAAGGACUGUCAGUGCGUGCAUACUGUGGACAUACCACUGAAUGCCAUAGUAGAAGUGGUCCUAGUGGACGAGGUUCAAUCUCCCAACCUAAGUCAUCCAUUCCACCUUCACGGCUACUCAUUCCACGUGGUGGGUAUUGGUAGAUCCCCCGACCAAAACGUAAAGAAGAUCAACUUGAAACACGCUUUAGAUUUGGACAGGAAAGGACUCCUACACCGGCACUUUAAGUUGCCUCCGUUGAAGGACACAAUUGCAGUACCCAACAAUGGAUACGUGAUCUUGAGAUUCAGGGCGGAUAAUCCAGGUUUCUGGCUGUUCCACUGUCACUUCCUUUUCCACAUAGUCAUCGGGAUGAAUCUGGUAUUCCAUGUUGGGACUCAGCAUGACCUACCACCUGUUCCAGAAGGCUUUCCGAAAUGCGGGGAUCAUUUACCACCGAUAAUGUUCUUAUAGAAGUGACGUCACAGUUCGUGCGUAGAACGGAAUAAUUGCAAAAUGUAGAGAUGCAUCUUUUAGUUCUCGUAUAUCUGAUGCAGAAUUAUUUGCUUGCAUCCAGUCAGUAUGACAUAUUAGCAGAGUUCCAGUCAUUUUGGGAUUCCGCUUACUCUUAACGCAAAGCUACCAGAUGGCCCUAUUUAAUAACAAACAAAAGGUGGUACCUAAAACGGAUACGUCAAUAAUUUGGAAAGGCGAUUUUUUAGUAACUACUUUCGCUGUGUAUACGACUAAGUUGGUAAAACCUUUUGUUUUUUCCACUGAUGCCGGUACACUUCUGAGACAUUUUGCAAUUUUUUCGUAAAUAUUCAUAGUUUAGCAAAAAGUGCGUGUGUGUUUGUGGAUAGACCAUUUUUACAUGUGUUCAGUUUAUCAAACAUUUUUACGUUCUCGUGAUAGUGUGAACUUGCCAUUGGCGUUUUUUUAUAGAUGGACAAUAUAUUUUUUUAAGUGUUUUGUAUUAAGAUGUUGUUAUUCUUGUACAAAUUAGAAAAUAGAGUAUUUAUUCAUUUCGACUGUACUGUCCACUACACAGAGGGGAGAUUUUUAUCAGUUAGACGGUAAUUCCAUUCCAUUUCUUCCACCUUCAUAAUAGUUUAUAGGAGUCCAAGUUCAUUCGUAUUUUAUAGUUCGGGAUUUUUUUUGGAGUUUACUAUAAACACUUCUUGAUGCUUUUCACACUGGACUGCUGAAGUCAGUAUAAUUAUGAGUAUUUUCAUUAACUAAUUCAGAGACCUUGCGUUUUCAAUUAAAUCCAAGAUCUAAAUCGUAUUUGGGUGAAGUAGUCAAUUUUACUAUUACAAUCAGUUGCCCCAGUAAAAUUUUAAAAAGUUACGAUUGUCUGAUUCCUUGCAUCUGUUGUAGCCAGUGGACAGUAGGCGCAUAUUCGGGUAGUUGUGUAUAUUUUACUUUUGUUGUACAUAAACUUUGUGAAAGAUUUAAAUUUUUAUACUUACGUUGCUUUUCACUUAUACCUACCCAAAUUCCCUCGAAUAUCUAACUGUGAAAUCUGAAACAGUUCACAAGAAACUCUUGACUUUGUCUUUGAAGCUACGACAGUAAUGUCAAGGUAAGGCUGAAUCUGCCCAAUAGAGAAUGUUUUGAAGGGUAGUAGACUUGUCUCUCCACGCCUUAUUCUUGGUGUCAAGGAAUAAUUUUCCCCUUAUAAAAGAUAAUAAAAAACUGUUUUAAAAUUAAUUUAGAUACACACAAUAUAGGCGGAUUUCAUAUUUUAAAAAUUAUAUAUUCGAGGUGCCUCCUAUUUCGAUCGAAACACCCC